Messenger RNA from Diachasma alloeum, 522 nucleotides. RefSeq lists its product as uncharacterized. NCBI's taxonomy places the organism in Eukaryota, Metazoa, Arthropoda, Insecta, Hymenoptera, Braconidae. The record is from RefSeq and is a predicted model, not a curated record. Gene Ontology annotation, biological process: translation. Gene Ontology annotation, cellular component: ribosome; cytosolic small ribosomal subunit. Bases 56 to 454 code for a protein of 132 amino acids. The transcript is spliced from 5 exons. Gene Ontology annotation, molecular function: structural constituent of ribosome; protein binding.
GAAGUUGCACUGGAUCGGCCUUUACGUCGUCAUCCACGAAAGGGAGAAAAACACUAUGCAGUUGCAGAUUCGCGGGCAGCAAACGCACGUCCUGGACUGCCAGGACAAUGCAACAAUUGCUGAUAUCAAGGCCAGACUUGCAUCGUUGGAAAAUGUUGAAACAACAGAAUUCACGCUUCACUGUGGAGGAGCCCCAGUGAGCGACGAGACCAGCGUGUCCGAGCUCUCCUCGUGCAUUUUGGAAUUGACAGUCCCACUUCUUGGAGGUAAGGUCCACGGAUCCCUUGCUCGAGCUGGUAAGGUGAAGGGACAAACCCCAAAGGUUGAGAAGCAAGAGAAGAGCAAAAAGAAGACGGGCAGGGCCAAACGUCGUAUUCAGUACAACCGAAGGUUCGUCACUGUUGUUCCCUCUUACGGCAGACGUCGUGGACCAAACGCCAACCCCAACACAUAAAUCUACUUUUGCAUUUGGAUUAUGUAAUCCUGAUUUAUAUCAAUAAAAAUCGAGUAAUCCAAUAUUUA